UUCUCAUGGAAUUUUAGUACGAAUUGCAACGUAAGUGCAUUUUUGUUGUUUCCCUGCAAAAUUGUGAUAAAAAUUGAUAAAAUAUCGCUUAUUUUUGUUGAAAUACAAUAAAAAACUUCCUCUGUAUGUUUGACUGUGAUUAAGUAGUAAGAAUUGUAUGAUAAUUCGCGGGAAAAGUGAUUUUAAUUGAAAAUUGAAAUCAGGGGAUUCACCGAAUUGCAAAUUUUCCAACAUCCAAUCAUAAUCAGCCACGAAAUCAUAACAAAAGGAAAUGCAAGAAACCCUCGUAUGUUGUGAAAUUCCGAAGAAAGUUCUCAGUUGGCUGUGAAGUGCCGAAGAAGAAGGGAAAGAAAAUUUUCUUGAUUAUUCAACAAUAAACAGAUUUAGAGAAAAAAAAAACAUGGAGAUCGUCCCAGAGAUGAAGGUUCUUAAGCCUCGUCCAUAUCAGGAUCAUCUAAUAAAGACAUGCAUGGAGAAGAAUACAAUUGUUUACCUGCCAACGGGUGCAGGGAAGACUUUCAUCCCCCUGAUGGUAUUUAAGAAUCAUUCAGCUGAUUUUGCAUACUCCCUUGAGGAUGGUGGGAAGCGCAGUAUCUUCCUGGCAAGCACAAAAGUCCUUGCAAAGCAGCAGAAGGAAUACUUUGAGAUGCACACCCCAUUCAAGGUGACUGUCUUCACGGGAGACAUGCAGGUGGACAAUUGGGGGAAGCAGAAGUGGCACAAGGAGUUCCAGGAUAAUCACAUAAUCGUCGCCACAUACCAAAUUGUCCUCGAUGUCAUCAGGCAUUCGUAUCUAGCCCUCAAGAAUAUCAAUGUCAUUGUCUACGAUGAAUGCCACAAUGCCCAGGGAGAGCAUCCCAUUUGUCAGCUAAUGCACAGAUUUAUCGAUAUAGACGUGGUGGAUCAGCCACGAAUUAUCGGUCUAACAGGAAUGCUCCUCACGACGGAUCGCUACCAAACAAUUGAACAAGAUUUGGCGAAUUUUGAGAAGAAGCUCCGCUGCACCGUUGCCACAGUGGCUACCAUUCAGGACUUUCAGAAUGUUUUGGUGUACUCAACGAAUCCCCAGGAGAUGAUUUUGUCGUACAAUACCAAUAUGCUACACCCAAAAUUGGCAAAAAUCAUGCAAAUUGUCGAAAAGGUCAUCAAAGAGAUUGAGGGGUUUGAUGUGGGGGCAGAAGUAAAAACCCUCAGUGAUACAAAUGAUGAUAAGCAGGGGAUGAAGAAGAAAUUGAUUAACCUAUGGAAGAAUUUUGUCUAUCAAGCCGAGGAUUUUGGGCUCUAUGGUGCCUCUCUGGCCAUUCUAGGGCUCAUUGUGGAGUUGGAUCUCAAGAAGAGAGCUGCUGCUACACGCCAGAGACGGCUUCUCCUUCGCAGUUCCAUCGCACAUGCGGAAAUGAUACGUCACCUCAUUGUGUCAUACCUGGGUGAUCCAGAAGGGAAGCCCUUACAUGAGAUUAUCCUGCAAAAUUGUACGGAUAAAUUGAAGACCUUCAUUCAGGGUUUAGAGACAAUUUUCAAGUUAUUUGCUGGCCAAAAGAUUAAUGCUUUGGUAUUUGUGGAGCAACGAUUUACGGCAAAGGUGUUGUAUCACAUCCUGAGGAAUUAUGGGGAAUCCAAUGAGGUUUUCCCGGUACGUCCGGACUUUAUGGUUGGCGAUGAAUCAUUCACAUCACCGGAAUUGGAGGUUUUGCUGCAGAUUAAGUGGAAUCGGCAGGUUCUCGAUAAAUUCCGCCGGAAUGAGGUGAAUUUGAUUGUAUCCACGUCGGUGCUGGAGGAGGGUGUUGACCUACAAAUGUGCAAUAUUGUCGUGAAUUACGAUACUCCGCGUAAUUUCCGUUCAUACGUCCAACGCAAGGGGCGUGCACGAUCGCGGGAGAGUAUCUUCCUCCUCAUGACUGAGACCACCGAAAGGUCAAAGCUCUUGAAGAAAGUUGAAUUGUACAAGAUGACAGAUGAGAAGCUCAAGGAAAUCCUCAUUGGGAAGUGUGUAGAUCGCGAAAUCCCAUCCGCGGAGGAGAUUGAUGAUGAAUUGCGCAAAGAACAGAGGAAGUUUGUAACACAGAAGGGAGCUGUACUUGAGGAAACAUCCGCUAUUGCUUUGCUCAAUCGCUACUUGAGCUCCCUCCCGGGUGAUUCAUUCACUGUAACAACUGUGGAGGCUUACCUGGAGCAGAUAAACUCCAUGUUUCGCUUUUCCUUCCAAAUGCCCAUCCAGUCGCCCCUUAAGGGACGCAUCUAUGGGGAUAUUUUGCCAAAUAAGAAACUCGCAAAGCGUUCAGCGGCAUUUAACACGUGCGUUGAGCUAUACCACAAAGGGGAGCUCAGUGAGAAUCUUCUACCGUUCAACAAGGAGAUGAAUCUGCUGAAAGUGGAGGAUGUGUACUUCAGUCACUGGAAGAAAUACAAAAGCAAUGCAACAAAGAUUGAUGGUACAAAGAAGAAGAAGCGCUACCACACGGUGAAGUAUCCAAAGCAAUUGUUGGCUUGUCAACCAAAGGCUGGGACCAAGUGCUUCCUCUACAUCAUUCAUACGGCAUCAGAGCUCAAUGAAGUCGAUGACAAUGUCAAAAUUUUCAAUAAGUUCUUUGCCGAAAGUCAAAGUUAUGGCUUUCUCACCACAAAGAAGCUUCCAAAACUCGCAGCUAUGCGUUUCUUCAUUACUGACGGAGUAAUUCAGGUGAAAAUUGAUGAUCACCCUGUUGAAGUGAAAUUGAGCGAAGAAGAAUUGAUUAUUCUGCAGAAAUUCCAUCUUGUGGUCUUUCGGGAUAUUUUGCGAGUUGUCAAGAAUUUCCAGACAUUUGACUUUACGAAUGUGAAGAAUUCCCUGCUUGUGGUACCAACGGUGGCAAGGCGGAUUGACAUGGAGUUUGCAAUGAAAUGCCAGGAAUUGCAACCUGUGAAGCCCCUCACAGAGAUGGAGAGACUGUCAAUGAGGAUUAAGCCCGAAGAUUACUUGUAUCAAGUUGUAAGCCCCUGGUAUCGUUGUGAUUCCUCACAGAGGUAUGCUGUUACGAAGGUUCUCAGUGAAUACACACCCAACAGCCUAUUCCCAAAUCAGGAGCAAGCAACCACGUAUGCUAAUUACUAUAUACAGAAAUAUGGCAGCGAAAUUGGGCACAUUGUCAAGAUGAAUCAAUUCUUGGUGGAGGUGAAGGGAAUUACGAAGAAUUUGAAUUUGAUUAAUCCCGGAAUGAGUGACAAGGGGAGUAAGAAGCAAGCCGGAAGAUUUCGCAGUGAGAUUCUCGUUCCGGAACUUUGUCACAAUUACAACUUUCCUGCUGCAAUGUGGCUAAAAGCUGCCAUUUUGCCAAAUACCCUCCAUCGUCUGCACUUUAUGCUACACGCUGAGAAUCUACGAAGGGAAAUUGAUGAUUACAUCAACGUACCCAGUUCCACAAAGCUCGACACCCUCAUUGUGGAUGAGCGCAAAUUUCACAUUGUAGAAGAAGUUCCAGUGCCAAAGAAGUCCCUUUUCGGUGCUCCUGCUGGCAGUGAAGUGGUUCAAGUUCAAACGAAGAAUGAAACAUUGGCAGAUGUUCUUGAUUCUGUCUUUGCACCUGAACAACUCCCCGUGGAUGUUCAUCGUAAUUGGGAUACAAUUGAUUCGGUGGAUUUGGAAUAUUACAUCCAUUUCCUCAAUCUCGUCGAUGAAUUUCACAAGGAGCAAGCUAGAAAAGGAUUACUGAAUUCCUUAGGAGCAACGGCGCAGGGUAUGAAUGCCCUUGCCAUUUGUGGUACACCAUAUGAGGAGGCUUUCAACAUUAAUCUCCUAAAUGUUGAUCGUCCGGGUGUUGAGGGACCGCAGCAGAAGGAUGUUUUGUGCGCAAUUACAGCUGCUCCCGCACAUGAUGUUUUUGACAUGGAACGUUAUGAGGUGUUGGGUGAUGCCUUCCUCAAGUUCACCACAACGCUGUACCUACUGCAGAAGCACAACCUCUGGCAUGAGGGUUUGCUGACGUCGUGCAAGGGGAAAAUUGUGGGAAAUCGCAAUCUCUUCUAUUGCGGGAAUGAAGCUGGAAUUUCGGGCAUUAUUAAUGCUUCGCCAUUCAGUGUGAGUGAUUUCAUUGUACCCCAUAUGGGGGUACCAAAUGAAGUUGUCACCAUUAUACGUGAAUUGAAGCUCACACCGAAUGCAGUGAUGCGAUUGGAUUGUACUGAAUGGGAGGUGAUCAAUGGACGAUUGAAUUUGGAGCGUGAAAGUGAGAUUCUUGAACAAUUUGCCAAGGAGCAUGGGGAGAUUGCGGAGUCUGUGUAUCCGGUGAAUGUUCACCUUGGAAAGCACUAUGUUUCCGAUAAAACUGUCUCGGAUGCCAUUGAGGGGAUUCUGGGUGUGUGGUGUGCAUCGGUGGGAAUAAAGAAAUCCUUCAAAAUCCUCAAUUACUUCCAAAUCCUUCCGCAUGAUGUUGAUAUGGAGAAUUUGCUGCGAAAUCAAAAGAUCGAACCGAGAUUGUCGCCGAAUGUGACAAAUGGUGACAUUGAUUGUCUCCUGAUAAACUACACGGAAGUACAGAGGAAGCUUCAGUAUGAAUUCCACGAUCGAGCGUAUCUCUUGCAAGCCCUGACGCAUCCUUCCUACCCGACAAAUCGUGCAACAGGAUGCUAUCAGCAGCUUGAAUUCCUCGGUGAUGCUGUCCUCGAUAUGAUUGUUACAUCGUACAUUUUUGAGCAUUGCCAAUCAAUGGAUCCGGGAAAGAUGACGGAUUUACGUUCAGCACUCGUGAAUAACAUCACACUUGCGUGUAUUUGUGUACGCAAUGGGUUCCAUAAGCACAUCCUCAAUCAGAGUCCAGCACUCCAGGAGAAAAUGGCGGAAUUUGCAAAAUACCAAGAGCUAAAUGGGCAUAUGAUUACAGAGCACGUGCUGCUGCUAAAGGAGGAGGAUGAAGGGAUUCUUGCGGAGUCAAUUGAUGUCCCAAAAAUUCUCGGUGAUUGCAUGGAAGCACUCCUUGGGGCAAUUUUUCUCGAUUCCGGCAAUGAUCUUAAGGCAGUUUGGCGUGUUAUUGUACACCUCAUGGGACGAGAAAUAUUGGAUUUCACCCAAAAUGUUCCCAUCAAUGCGGUGCGGAAGCUAUAUGAGACACCCGGUGCUAAUCCACAAUUUAGCGAUGCUGCUGUUGAUCCACAAACAAAAGUAACUUUGGUGAAUGUUCAAUUUGUUUGUUGCAACAAAUUCGUCGAAGUUUCCGGAUUUGGGUCAAAUAAACUCAAUGCAAAGCGUGCCGGAGCUAAGGCAGCUCUGCAAUAUUUGGCUGCGAAUAAGAAGUAAGUGCCUGGCAUUUUUUGUAUAUUGUUUCGUGGACCAUUUUAUGGAGUAUUUUAUGGAAUCUGCAUCAUUUUGUUGUAUUAAUUGUAUGAAUUCCUUCAAAUAUGUUCUCAUCAAGCAUUAAACAUAAUUAAUUUCAAAGAGAAUUUUUUAAUAAUUAUUUUAUUCAUUUUGUAAAAAUCCUUAUUAAUUUUCUUCAUAAAUCAAAUUCUCAAUAAAUUGUAGAGAAUAUAGAAAUUAUAGCAUCACAAAAUAUACAGGCAAUAAAAAAGAAUAUUAUUUCAUUACA
Lutzomyia longipalpis is the source of this 5555-nucleotide messenger RNA. Its product is annotated as endoribonuclease dcr-1. The transcript has 6 exons. Gene Ontology annotation, molecular function: ribonuclease III activity; ATP binding; RNA binding. NCBI's taxonomy places the organism in Eukaryota, Metazoa, Arthropoda, Insecta, Diptera, Psychodidae. Gene Ontology annotation, biological process: siRNA processing; apoptotic DNA fragmentation; pre-miRNA processing. Gene Ontology annotation, cellular component: cytoplasm; RISC complex; nucleus. The record is from RefSeq and is a predicted model, not a curated record. Bases 401 to 5269 code for a protein of 1622 amino acids.